UAACGCGGAAAUUAAUUCGUGGUUAGUGUCAUAUAAUCUUAUCGCUUACACACACUUAAAACUGAGUAGGCCAUGUGAUUAGUGAAGAUAAUUCAUAAUUAAUUAUCGACAAAUUAGAAAAAUGGGAUCCAGUUCCACUGAAUCAGAAACUUUCUGGAGACUCUGCAAUAUUCAUCUUCUCUUUCAGCUACACCGGACCACUUGAAAGCUGAAUCAGGUCCACUAUUACUUGCUUUCUAAAUUCAUCUGUAUGGCCAACAAUGGUGUAAAGGAGCCCUUGCUGUCAGACUCACUGGAUCCGGCAGCUCGAAAGGCUUUAAGACAGUUAAACAAGAGAAGGUUCCGCCGUUGUAGAAGUGCUCCUCCCACAGAUCUUGAUAUUCCUGAGACAAAUGGCAAUAUAUCCACUCCCCGUUCUGAGUCCAUAUUUGGGAAUAUACAUCCAAGCUUUAAAGAAGUGGCAACAUGCCUUGCAGUCUAUUUAGGUGUAGGUGUUAUAAUCUUCUACCUUUGCAGGGACCAGAUCAAGGGGCAGAAAACAGACAGAAUUCUUGAUGCUUUAUACUUUACAAUCGUGACAAUGACCACUGUUGGAUACGGAGAUCUUGUGCCAAAUAGUGACCUUACAAAACUACUCGCCUGUGCUUUUGUUUUCUCUGGAAUGGCAGUGGGUGCACUAAUCCUAAGCAAAGCAGCAGACUUCUUGGUUGAGAAACAGGAAGUUUUGCUAGUUAAAGCUAUGCAUAUGCACAUGCGCCAAAAAGUUGGUCCAGCUGAAAUUUUAAAGGAGAUUGAGAUCAAUAAAACAAGAUACAAACUUUUUCUGGUCUUUUUCCUUCUUUUGAUUAUCAUUAUUUUGGGGACAAUUUUCUUGGUCACGGUUGAGAAAUUGGAAAUUAUAGAUGCCUUCUACUGUGUUUGUUCUACAAUUACAACCCUGGGUUAUGGGGAUAAAAGUUUCUCAACUCAAGCAGGAAGAAUAUUUGCCCUUUUUUGGAUAUUAACAGGUACUGUUUGUGUAGCUCAGUUUUUCCUCUACAUUGCUGAGCUAAGCACUGAAAGCAGACAAAAGGCACUCGUCAAGUGGGUUCUUACAAGGAAGAUGACCAAUUUAGAUUUGGAGGCUGCAGAUCUUGAUGACGAUGGGAGUGUUGGGGCUACUGAAUUCAUUAUUUAUAAGCUGAAAGAGAUGGGGAAGAUUAGUCAAGAAGAUAUAUCACUUGUGAUGAAGGAGUUUGAAGAGCUUGACGUUGAUCAGUCUGGUACACUUUCAAGUUCUGAUAUAACACUUGCUCAGUCAUCUUAGACUAACACAAUAUAUAGUAUAGUACAUACACUAAGUUGUUAUAGAGUGAUUCGCCUUUUUCACUUCAAUGACGAAAUGCACAUCAGAGUUUUGAAGAGGAUGGAAAGUGAAAUUUCUUGAAAGGGUGGGCGUUUAUUGGUCAGUGGCAUUUUUAAUUUUAAUUGCUCGCACCAUGUAGUUUGAAGCUUUCGAGAAGUGUAAUGCAAGCGAUGAUAAUUGUGCCAGUGUGGUAGACUUUUUUUGUUAUGAAUAUAAAAUAAG
This is a messenger RNA of Gastrolobium bilobum, 1567 nucleotides long. RefSeq names its product two pore potassium channel a. NCBI's taxonomy places the organism in Eukaryota, Viridiplantae, Streptophyta, Magnoliopsida, Fabales, Fabaceae. Gene Ontology annotation, biological process: potassium ion transmembrane transport; stabilization of membrane potential. The record is from RefSeq and is a predicted model, not a curated record. The transcript is spliced from 3 exons. Gene Ontology annotation, molecular function: potassium ion leak channel activity. Gene Ontology annotation, cellular component: plant-type vacuole membrane. Bases 251 to 1306 code for a protein of 351 amino acids.